CAACCGGCCAACAGCAGCAACGUCCUUCGAGAAGCCUAUAUCAACGGCGCCGAAACCGGAGCAGUUCAGUGGGUGUGGCAGCCUACGCGACAACAUGCUGAAACCACUUUUCAUCGUACAGAUUGCUCUGCUGAUCGGGACACGGCCACCCAGCCAGCGUAAAGGGACAGACAUCGGAUGGACGGACGCCUCGAUCACCGCAGACUGGGCUGAUGGCUCACGCUUUCAUGGCGGGGCGUUUUCUGCAACGUCAGUCCACCAGCCAUUGCCGCCGUUUCCACAAGUCACCAGCGAAACUGUACUCACCGACCAGGGCGUCGCCAACCGGCCAACAGCAGCAACGUCCUUCGAGAAGCCUAUAUCAACGGCGCCGAAACCGGAGCAGUUCAGUGGGUGUGGCAGCCUACGCGACAACAUGCUGAAACCACUUUUCAUCGUACAGGUUAGUGGCAAACGCCAUUAUGGAUUGAGAAGUAACAAUUUGUUUCUCAUUGUGCUGCCGCACCCACAACGGCUACUGUGUAUUUUCGCUGAGUGCUUUGAUUUGUGUAAUCUCCUCUUACUCUCUGGGGAUAUUGAAAGUAAUCCGGGCCCAGAUACGGAAGAAACCUUACAAAAACUUUUGGUAGGUCAAAAUAAGAUAUUCGAGGCGAUUAAGGAAAUAAAAUUCACUCAAAGGAAGGUCGAAGAAAGAAUAGGUGCUAUUGAAGAAACCGUUGAAUCAUUCAAGAGCGUCUCAAAAAAUUUUGACAUUUUUUCGAGUACUGUGCUCACAUUAAAACAAACAGUUUCUUCACUCGAGAACAAAGUAGACGACCUAGAAAACCGAAUGCGCAGAAACAAUUUAAUCUUUUUUGGAAUUCCUGAAAAUCUCAACGAAACCAAGCGGGAUCUAGAAAAAGUUAUCAUCUCUGAGAUUCUUGAAGACAAACUAGGCAUUGAAAAUGUUGGGGUGGAGAGGAUUCAUAGGAUUGGAAGACCGAAUAAGGGGAAAUCAAGGCCUGUAAUAUUGAAACUCUUUGACUAUAAUGUAAAAGAAAACAUCCUGAGAAAUGCGCGGAAACUUAAGGGAACCAAAAUAUCAAUAUCUGAAGACUUUUCGAUUCAUAUCAGACAAAAAAGGAAGCUUCUCUGGAACAGUGCUAAAGAAGACCGUGACAAAGGCGAGAAAGUCGUGCUAAGAUUCGAUAAGUUGAUAGUUGGCAAUUCUUGCUAUCAGUGGGAUCCCGUGAAAAACGCCCGUAUUCUGAUUAACUCAAGGCAACGAGACGACAGAAACGCGCAAUCUAACAACGAAUGACAUCAGUGCUCGAGAUCUCGUUCGUUCACUCUUAUCAAUGUAAACGCCAGAAGUGUAGUAAAUAAAACUGCUGAACUAGAACACAUGUUAUUGUCCGAUG
Molecule: messenger RNA, 1400 nt
Organism: Ixodes scapularis (black-legged tick)
Lineage: Eukaryota; Metazoa; Arthropoda; Arachnida; Ixodida; Ixodidae
Exons: 1
Coding region: 95-1300 (401 amino acids)
Biological process (GO): retrotransposition
Cellular component (GO): ribonucleoprotein complex
Molecular function (GO): single-stranded RNA binding
Source: RefSeq, a predicted model, not a curated record